Molecule: messenger RNA, 2904 nt
Organism: Oenanthe melanoleuca
Lineage: Eukaryota; Metazoa; Chordata; Aves; Passeriformes; Muscicapidae
Gene: TIAL1
Product: TIA1 cytotoxic granule associated RNA binding protein like 1
Exons: 12
Coding region: 223-1389 (388 amino acids)
Molecular function (GO): mRNA binding; DNA binding
Source: RefSeq, a predicted model, not a curated record
GCGCGGCUUCCUGAGCGUCUGGUGGCGGCCGCCAUUUUGUGGUGCCGCUUCCCUCUCCCGCUCGGGAUCUGCGGCCGCGGGACCUGGCGCGGGGGCGACGCGGAGCGGGGGGAGCCGGGGCCGCCCGCACCCUCCUCACCUUCCCUUCGCCUCCGUGCGCCGCCGAGCCCCUCCGGCGCUGCCCCCGGGCGCGGCUGCGGAGAGCGGCGCUCGCCCACCAUCAUGGAAGACGACGGGCAGCCCAGGACCCUCUAUGUAGGAAACCUCUCCAGAGAUGUGACUGAGGUUCUCAUACUUCAGUUAUUCAGCCAGAUUGGACCAUGCAAAAGCUGUAAAAUGAUAACAGAGCAACCCGAUAGCAGAAGGGUCAACUCUUCUGUUGGAUUUUCUGUUUUGCAGCAUACAAGCAAUGACCCUUAUUGCUUUGUGGAAUUUUAUGAACACAGAGAUGCAGCUGCUGCAUUAGCUGCUAUGAAUGGGAGAAAAAUUUUGGGAAAGGAAGUCAAAGUAAACUGGGCAACAACACCAAGUAGCCAGAAAAAAGAUACAUCCAAUCACUUCCAUGUGUUCGUUGGGGAUUUAAGUCCAGAAAUAACAACAGAAGACAUCAAGUCAGCAUUUGCUCCUUUUGGUAAAAUAUCGGAUGCACGGGUAGUUAAAGAUAUGGCAACUGGAAAGUCAAAAGGCUAUGGUUUUGUAUCUUUUUAUAACAAACUGGAUGCAGAAAAUGCUAUUGUACACAUGGGAGGCCAGUGGUUGGGAGGCCGCCAGAUCAGAACUAACUGGGCAACAAGGAAACCUCCAGCCCCCAAAAGUACACAAGAAAAUAAUACAAAACAGUUGAGAUUUGAAGAUGUAGUAAAUCAGUCAAGUCCAAAAAAUUGUACUGUGUACUGUGGAGGAAUUGCCUCAGGGCUAACAGAUCAACUUAUGAGACAGACUUUUUCACCUUUUGGACAGAUUAUGGAAAUAAGGGUGUUUCCAGAAAAAGGUUACUCAUUUGUCAGGUUUUCUACUCAUGAAAGUGCAGCACAUGCUAUUGUUUCAGUUAAUGGAACCACAAUUGAAGGACACGUUGUUAAAUGUUAUUGGGGUAAAGAAUCCCCUGAUAUGACUAAAAACUUCCAACAGGUGGAUUACAGUCAGUGGGGACAAUGGAGUCAAGUAUAUGGAAAUCCACAACAGUAUGGGCAAUAUAUGGCUAAUGGGUGGCAAGUACCAUCAUAUGGAAUGUAUGGCCAAGCAUGGAAUCAACAGGGUUUUGGAGUAGACCAAUCUCCAUCUGCUGCCUGGAUGGGUGGAUUUGGUGCUCAGCCUGCCCAGGGACAAGGUGCUCCUGUAAUACCUAACCAAGCUGGAUAUGGUAUGGCAAGCUACCAAACGCAGUGAGCUGGGACUCUGUUUAAAAGUGUGUAUUUCAUGAUAGGCUGCAGUUUCCAGUGACAUUCUGAAGACUGGAAUGUAGACAAUGAAAAAAAAAAAAAAAAGAAAAUAUUUAUUUUAAAAAUGGAAAUGUUUGGAACCUUUAGCACAGCUUUGCUUUGGUGAAGGACACAAAUGUCUUCUAGUUCUGCCUUUUUAAGUUUUUGUUCAUGAUGGAUAUGAACAUGUUUUUCUUUGUGUACAAAAAUGAAAAAUAAAGUCAAUAAAGACAAUUCUGACUACAAAUUUUGAUAUAGUAGGAGAAAUGGCUAAUGAAUUUGAUCUUUAGGUUACCAUUCCUUUUUUUUUUUUUUUUUGUUUUGUUUUGUUUUGUCUUCAGUGUUUUAUAUCAUUGUGCUUUUAAAAGAAAUGACGUUGAAAAACAGCGAGUUGCUUUUAGUUGAACACAGAUCCUGAAAUAAACUGUGGACCAAUCACUACAACCUGCAAGACAGUAUUGAGUUUUCAAGAAACCUAUGGACAUAGCUCAAAGUAUAUGUAGGUCUUGGAAUAAUUUUAUAAAAAAAAUAUUUAAUUUUUUUACAUGCUUACAGAAAACAGCUGAAACAAUGAAUAGCUCAGUCUGAAAUGAAAAACAGUACUGUCUGAGAAAUUUCACAUAACUUUUACUGUCCACAUUCAGGCACACGUGGAAACUUUUCAAAGCUGGUUUGCUUGUUAAAACUGUAGUUUACAUUUAAUUUUGAGAAGCAAAAGUGUUUUUACAAGUAUGUUGUUUGUAUUCAAAUCAGACAGUCAUACUUGGGCUUUUACAUAAAGUUUGAAGGCUACACAUUGUAAAUAUUUCAUAAUUACAGUGUUUCAAAAGCAUGCUCAAACAUAGAAGUAGCAAUGUAAUUAUUCAAAGUAAUACUUAAUAUACCCUACUGCUUUAAAUGCAGUAGAUUGACAAGAAUGUGCAAGACUGACAUUUCCAAAGUUGGCUAUUAUGUAAAGUUACAUAAAGAACUAUAACAAAGAGCCUUAAUUUUAAUUUCAUAAAUCUUUAAUGCAUCACCUUUUUGUCAUUAGAAAUACAAAUUUUUUGCUUUACAUUAUUUGGUAUGUAAAUACCUUGGUUAACAACCUUGUAAACCUAUUUCAAGGUUAUUAUAAGUUGUAUAGUAUCUUGAGUGUUUUGAAAAAUCUUGAUGUUUUUUAAGUCUAGAAAUAUUUUGCCCAAGAAUUUUUUAACAAGAUUGUUAAAAACAUCUUAUUUUAGAGAAUAUUCAAUGUGCCAUUUGGUAAAUGGAGAUGCAGUUGAAACAGUACACUGAGUUGUGACUUAUUUUUAAUUAAAGUUUUUGUCUUUAUGGGUGGUUUGCAUGUGAUGAACUUGUACAGAGGCUGGGUUGUUUGUGUACUGAGUGUGUAAAUGGAUAAAUCAUGAAGAUGUUUAAAUGGUAUACUUGGGUUAUUUCUGAAUUAUUUUAUGGAUACCUUGAUAUAAACUGCCUCAAUAAAUUUGAAGUUGAAAAUGAA